This is a messenger RNA of Cornus florida, 1439 nucleotides long. Its product is annotated as 26S proteasome regulatory subunit RPN13. Gene Ontology annotation, cellular component: cytoplasm; proteasome regulatory particle, lid subcomplex; nucleus. NCBI's taxonomy places the organism in Eukaryota, Viridiplantae, Streptophyta, Magnoliopsida, Cornales, Cornaceae. The transcript has 14 exons. Bases 177 to 1136 code for a protein of 319 amino acids. Gene Ontology annotation, biological process: ubiquitin-dependent protein catabolic process. The record is from RefSeq and is a predicted model, not a curated record. Gene Ontology annotation, molecular function: proteasome binding; endopeptidase activator activity; ubiquitin binding.
UACUCCAUAAAUCCUCUCUUUCUCUUUCUCUGUCUCGUUCUUCUUCUUCUACACACAUACAUAUAAACAUAGAAACAUAUAUAUAUAUAUAUAUCACCGAUUCAACGAGAGGUUUCUCAAAUUCAUCAUCCGAUAUUUCGAAGAUUCGAAUACGAGAGUAAAAGGUGUGCAGACUCAUGGGUUCCUCAGCAGAAGAAAGUUUAGCAGCAGUCCAGGAUAUUAUGCUGGAAUUUCGUGCUGGCAAAAUGUUUCUUGAAGGAAAACGUGUGGUCCCUGAUACACGCAAAGGACUGGUUCGCAUAGCAAGGGGUGAGGAGGGAUUGGUUCAUUUUCAGUGGCUUGAUCGAACUCGGAAUGUCGUUGAAGAUGAUCAGAUUGUUUUCCCCGAUGAAGCAGUAUUUGAGAAGGUUAAUCAAGCAUCUGGAAGAGUUUAUAUUUUGAAGUUCAAUACCGAUGACAGGAAGUUCUUCCUUUGGAUGCAGGAGCCAAGCGCUGAUAGUGAUUCACAAAUAUGUAGCUCAGUCAACUACUACAUCAAUCGGCCAUUAGAAUUUCUUGGUGAAGAAGGGACAGAAGCGUCAGUUCCUACACAAAUUUCUGAAGAGAUGGUUGAAGAAGAUGUCUCAUCAAGGGCUGGAAAUUUGGUUGUGCCAAGCUCUGGUGCUGAAGUAAUUAGUGAUGUAACCUCUUCAGGACCUGUAAAAUUGUCAGACUUGCAAAGAAUUUUAAGUAACAUUGGAUCUGCUGAUGAUGCUGGAGAUCCAGAUGGAGGCUUAGGAUUGGGGGACAUUUUGAAGCCUGAUUUAAUACUGCCAUUUAUUGAGACACUAUCACUGAAACAAAGGCUGGAGUCAUACUUACCUGAGGGUCAAUGGACACCGGAGGAGUUUAUAGAGUUACUGCAGAGCCCUCCUUUCCGUCAACAAGUAGAUUCAUUUACUUAUGUUCUGCGAACGGGACAGAUAGAUCUGACUCAGUUUGGAAUUGACCCAAGUAAAUACAAGUUUACUGUUCUCUCAUUUCUUGAGGCACUCGAAGAUUCUGUUUCGAAAGAGUCAGAGGAGUCUAGACAUGAUGACAAGGAUUUGAGACAAGAAGCUUGUAAUCGUAACGACCCCAUGGAUGAGGGCCAAUAGUGAAAGAGUCAGUCAGCUUGAUUCAUAUCCUUCUUGUUUAUUCCUUGUGCUCCUUGCUUGUUAUAGAAGGAAAUCUUGAUUGCUUAUUUGUACUUCUCAUACAUCAGUGGUUAGGAAAAUGGAGAAAAGAAGCAAAAAGUUUGGAAGUGCCAACUUUUAUAAAAAAUUCUCACUUGUCUGUACAACGAAUUAAUAAAUUUUAGUUGGUAAUUUACAUUUAGUGGGAUGACAAUGCUACAAUGAAACCAGUCAAUUGGAUAAACAGUUUUAAAUGUGUAGCUAAUCUGUUUGAUUUUGAGCUUA